AUGGAAGAUAGUAUUAAUCAAGAAGCAACUGCUGAUAACAAUGCUUCUGUGAAUAAUAACAUGCCUGCCGAUACUCCUAUUCCGAAUGAUGCUGCUAAUCCUAAUUCCCGUAGUGCUAACGAUAGUCAUUCACAAGGUUCUUCUAACCUUAGGGGAAAAACAUAUUUAGCUUGGAAAUAUGUUGCUCUACAACACGUGAAUGGAAAACCACAAUAUCAAUGUUUAUUUUGUCAACAUGUUUUCAAUGGAGGUGGAAUUCACAGGAUGAAGAAACAUCUAGCAAAGAUUACUGGAGACGUGAAAAAAUGUCCUAAAGUUCCAUAUGAUGUGGAAAAACAGAUGGAAAGUUUGUUGAAAGAUAUUCAGGCCAGCAAAAAGAAAAGAAAAGUAAGUUUUGGUGAAGAGGGUGGUGAUGAGGUAGAGGAUGCAAUUGAUGAGGCAAUAGCUCAAGAAGAACAGGAACAGCAGCGUACCUCGAGUCAGCAAGGAGUUGAAGGCGAUCCAAAGAAAAAAGCCAAAGUCAUUCCUCCUAUGUUUGCACCAAGAACAACUCCAGGAGCUCAACCAAGUAUUAAAAGUGUUAUGCAAAACAAAGAGGCGAUACACGAGGUUGAUAAACGAUUUGCUCGGUGGCUUUUGGAUUGUAAAAUUCCAUUUAAUGCUGUGAUGUCGCCAUAUUUCCAAGAUAUGUUAGAUGGUGUUGCUGGUAUUGGACCUGGUUACAAGGGGCCUUCUUAUGAUAAGUUAAGGGUUCAUUUGUUGGCUGAUCUUAAAAGAGAAAGUCAAAUGCUAGUUGAUAGUUAUAGGAGUGCAUGGAAGGAAACUGGAUGUACCCUCAUGGCUGAUGGUUGGACAGAUCAAAGACAAAGAACGUUAAUCAAUUUCUUGGCUAUUGUUCUAAAGGUGAUUGAAUGGAUUGGCCCAAAUAAUAUUGUGCAUGUUGUGACUGACAAUGCGGCCAAUUAUGUUGCUGCUGGUAGGCUUAUCAAUAGAAAAUAUGAUAAUAUCUAUUGGUCACCAUGUGCUGCUCAUUGCCUUAAUCUUAUUUUAAAAGAUAUAAGCAGCAUGGCGCAUAUUUCUAACCUUGCAACUCGUGCUUCAAAGAUCACAGUAUUUGUGUACAAUCAUACGGUUUUCUUAUCUUGGCUAAGAGAAAGACCUAAGUGGAGAGAAAUCGUACGUCCUGGUGCAACCCGGUUUGCAACUGUGUUUAUUACAUUGAACAACAUCUUUGACCGUAAAAAGGAGUUGCAACAAUUGGUUGUAGAUUCAAUUUUCACUGAUCACAAAUUAGGAAGGAGUGCUACUGGUAGAGCUGUGAGUGCUAUUAUUCUGGAUGCAAAAUUUUGGGACGAUUGCUUUACUGUAUGUAAACUUGUGAGACCUCUGAUUUACUUGCUGAGGGUUGUUGAUGCUGAUGACCCCCCAUCUUUGGGGUAUGUUUAUGAAGGAAUGCUAAGGGCAGAAGAUGCAAUUAAGGAGAUGUUUAGGCAAUCCAAGACUGCAUAUCAGCCGUACACAGAUAUUAUCAACUCAAGAUGGGACAAGCAUUUGAAGAAAGAUCUUCAUGCGGCAGCUUACUUCCUGAAUCCUAAAUUCUUUUUAAUGAAAAUUAUAAAGAAGCACCUGAUGUUAUGCGAGGCAAUGAAAGAAAUACAUUUAUAUAGAGAUCGGAAGGAAAGUUUUGAUAGACAAGAAGUUAUUCCAGCUGCAUCUGAACUUAAGCCUGGAAAGAAUAUGAUGAAUGGUGGAGGUUAUUUGGAGGCUCUGCUCCAUGUCUACAAAAGAUAG
This is a messenger RNA of Arachis stenosperma, 1791 nucleotides long. RefSeq lists its product as uncharacterized. The coding region runs from base 1 to 1791 and encodes 596 amino acids. The record is from RefSeq and is a predicted model, not a curated record. NCBI's taxonomy places the organism in Eukaryota, Viridiplantae, Streptophyta, Magnoliopsida, Fabales, Fabaceae. The transcript is spliced from 4 exons.